Emiliania huxleyi CCMP1516 is the source of this 1164-nucleotide messenger RNA. RefSeq lists its product as hypothetical. The transcript has 2 exons. NCBI's taxonomy places the organism in Eukaryota, Haptophyta, Isochrysidales, Noelaerhabdaceae. The coding region runs from base 1 to 1164 and encodes 387 amino acids. The record is from RefSeq and is a predicted model, not a curated record. Gene Ontology annotation, molecular function: D-glucose binding; glucokinase activity; ATP binding. Gene Ontology annotation, biological process: glycolytic process; glucose 6-phosphate metabolic process.
AUGGACCAUGUGCCUGGGAAGAUCGAAGGGCACAUCCCCGGCACCAGAGUGAUGACCGCCACAAAGUCAAUAGGAACUGCCGCCGACGCGUUCUCGGGGCCGGCUUCUCAACUCGACCCUCUCUCGACCAUGGUGGAUGGUGGCCUGAUUAUGAGCGGCGAUUGUGGCGGGACCAACUCGCGACUGACGCUCUUUAAGGUUCCAGCCGGGACGGUCUUCUCGAAGAAGUACCCCAACGCUGAGUUCCACUCCAAGGGGCAAGGCUUUGUCGACAUCUGCAAGUUGUUCCUUGAGCAGGCGGGGGCGGGCAAGCCGUUGGUGUGCUGCCUCGCGUGCGCGGGCGGCAUCCUCAACAACACCGUUGACUUCACCAACGUGUCGACCGGCUGGAAGAUUGACGGCGGCGAGCUCGCAAAGGAGCUCGGCAUCAAGCGAGUGACACUGAUCAACGACUUUGAGGCCCAGGGCUACGGGCUGCUCACACUGCACGACGAUGAGCUGGUGAAGCUGAAUGGCGGUGUGAAGCGCCCCGGUGCGCCCAUCGCGUGCGUGGGUGCCGGCACGGGGCUGGGCGAGUGCUUCUUGACGUGCGACAAGGUCUCUGGCAAAUAUACCUGCUUCCCGAGCGAGGGUGGGCACGCCGAGUUUUCGCCACGCGACCAGCUGGGCGUGGACUUUCUUGAGUACCUCAAGAAGGUCACCGGCGGACGGCGCGUCUCGGUCGAGCGCGUGGUUUCAGGCCCGGGCAUAGUAAAUAUCUACCAGUUCCUUCGCCAGCACUGGGCCUUUAUCGAGCUGAAGAACAAGAAAAUUGACGACGAAAUCACCAGCACUCCAGAGUACGACCAGGCACGGAUCAUCGUCAAAGGCGCGAAGGAGGGCGACCUCGUUUGCAAGAAGGCAAUCGACAUCUUCUGUGUCAACUACGGCUCCGAGCUUGGCGUUGCCGCGCUCAAGUGGCUUCCUUACGGCGGGCUCUACAUCUCCGGCGGCAUCGCGGCAAAGAAUCCUGACUGGGUCAAGUCGGAUGCGUUCCAGAGCACGUACAAGGACAAGGGGCGCCUUUCACCGCUCGUUGAGUCCAUUCCUCUCUAUCUGGUCACCGUCGAGGACACCGGCGAGCGAGGGGCGCUCUUUGUCGCGGUUCGACUCCUGCUCGCCUGA